AUGCCUGAUGAGAGUGAUGAUGAGGACAGUGUGGAUAGUGAAAUUGCUAAGGCCUAUUAUCCUUCUGAUAACGAGGAGGUCGAGAGUGUGGCAAGUGAUGAGGUGUACCCGUCUGAGGAGACGGAUGAUGAUGUGGCAGGCAUCACGGAGCGCGAGAUGCGCUGUCUUAGCCCAGAUUGCCACAGCAGCAGAGUCGAGGGGAUUAAAGUGCUGGUGCUCUCGAGCAGGGAAGCUGGCAUUCAUGGAGAGGACCUUCCAGGACGUACAGCAGCCAUACCGAUGCCGGCAUACUGGGCUGAACAUAGCAUGCAGGUGCGGCUGCAGGUCCUCUGCAUCACUGAGAUUCCCAUCCAGCAAAUCAGCUGCCAUGCUGCGUGCCCCUGCCCGCUUGGCUGCCUGCUUCCCUUCCUGCACUCACACCCAAAAACAUGA
This is a messenger RNA of Volvox carteri f. nagariensis, 432 nucleotides long. RefSeq lists its product as uncharacterized. The coding region runs from base 1 to 432 and encodes 143 amino acids. The transcript has 4 exons. Lineage: Eukaryota; Viridiplantae; Chlorophyta; Chlorophyceae; Chlamydomonadales; Volvocaceae. The record is from RefSeq and is a predicted model, not a curated record.